AUGGAGAUUGGUGAGCAACAACAAGAUCAAAACAAAGAAGAAGAGAGAGUAGGCGACAAAAGCACAACUGAGCAACCGACAAUUGCACAAUCUACUGCUACUCAAACUGAAUUGGUAAAUGUAGAUGCAAAUGUAAAUACUGAUGAUACUCAGAAGGAAAAGGAAGCCCCGGUGACUGAACUAGUGAAUGAAGAGGUAAAGGUACAAACCAUUGAAAAUCCACCACCGAUUAAGGACUCUACCGAUGAAGAUAAAACAGAGGAGAAUACAGAGAAAGAGAAGAUAGAUAAAGAGGAGAAGAAAGAGGAGAAGAAGGACACCUUAUCUCCUGAUUCUAAGAAGAAGAAAAUAAGUGAUGAUGAUGAUGAUGACACGGUGAGUAUUAAAGGUCCUAUAGACAUGGAUAAUUUGAGUGCUUUGGAGUUAAUGUAG
Messenger RNA from Cryptomeria japonica (Japanese cedar), 432 nucleotides. RefSeq names its product nucleolar protein 58-like. The record is from RefSeq and is a predicted model, not a curated record. NCBI's taxonomy places the organism in Eukaryota, Viridiplantae, Streptophyta, Pinopsida, Cupressales, Cupressaceae. The coding region runs from base 1 to 432 and encodes 143 amino acids. The transcript has a single exon.